GGGGCAGGGAAGGAAGAAAUGCGUGUGCUGGAAAGUUGUUUGCCUCACAUGGAAUUAGAUGGAUAGAUGGAGAGAGGUAUUUGGGAGGGGAGAUGAGUUUAGGUUACACACAGAGUUCCUGCUGUCACAGGAGGAAAUCCUGAGAUUGGGUCAGUUGAGCCUCAUCGUAUCUGUUUCUGUUCCUCUCUGUAGCUCUCGGUCUUUUUGUUUUUUUCUUUUUCCCUCCGUCUUUGUGUUUUAAGUGCCUUUGAUUUUAUGAUCUACAUCUCGAAUCAGAGCAGACUACCCCACUCUGAUGCCCUUCCAUGUCCUUCACAGCUGGAUGAGGCACUGAAAGGAAAGCACAGCAUCGGGGGUUAGUGAGGAUGAAUUCGGCAGGCGCGAUGCCACCCUCUCCUCCUGAACGCUCAGUGUCCCGAGACUCUCAGGAUUCCAUGGAGGAUUAUUGGAGUGAAAUGAGGAACAUUGAAGAGGAUUGCCAAGGAGGCCAGGAGGAGAUGAUGGAGAAGGGCAGCAUUGAUGAAGCGGAACUGGAGGAAGCGUGGCUGCAUGAAGCGGGUCUCUCGACGCUGGUGUCUGGAGCUCUCACUGACAGUCCUGCCGAGGCUCUCUUGUCCACACUCACCCAAUCACAAGCCGCGAUGGUGAAGAAACGUCUGAACAACUACACUCAAACACUACGCAAGAGGAACAAGCAGCCCAUUCGCCAUGUCCGGGAUGUCUUCUCCACCACUGACACGCCGCCUUCUGAACCAACACCCACAGUAUCUCCAAAUGGGCCGGUUACACCAGUAUUGCCCCAUUGGACACCUCCCAAAGUUCGUAAGUCAUGUCCAGUGUUCAACCCUGUGGAGAGCAGUAUGCCAGAGUGUCAGUUGGAGCCGAAUAUCUUGUCCUUUGAAGUGCCGUACUCUGAAGGAGUGACAGCUCAUCGGAAAGGUCGUGACUGCGUUGACUGCCAGAGGAUCUGCAAAGGAGACAAGGAUUUACAAACAUUUCAGAUUGUGAAGCCUAAGCAGGGGUUGACCAGAGUCCAGGACCUGUCCUCUGAAGACAUCAAGAAGAUCGGCUAUAUCGCUUUGAUAGAGUUAACCACAUUUUUUGAUGCCCUGGGCAUUGAACUGAAGAGGAACCGGGUGGUUCGUAGCAAGGUGCGGGAAACUGGCUUAUUUGGAGUUCCCCUGACUACACUGUUGGAAAAUGACCAAAAGAAAUUUCCUGGCUCUAAAGUUCCUCUUGUUUUUAAAAAGCUGUUGUCGAAGUUGGAGCAGACAGGGCUGCAGACGGAAGGAAUUCUCAGGGUGCCUGGCUCUGCCUCCAGAGUAAAGCAUUUGCGUCAGGAGCUGGAGGCGAAGUUUUACAACGACAGUUUUGACUGGGAGCAGGUGAGACAAAAUGAUGCAGCUGGUCUGCUGAAGAUGUUCAUCAGAGAGCUGCCGUACCCACUGCUCACGCUGCAGCACCUGCCUGCCUUCACCGCUGCACAAAAUAUCACGUCACACAAACACCAGUUCCAGGCUCUGCACCUUCUCGUCCUGCUUCUGCCUGAAGCUAACAGAGACACACUGAAGGCUCUGCUGGAGUUUUUAAGGAAGGUAGUGGCAUACGAGGAGAAGAACCGCAUGAGUCUGUGGAAUGUCUCCAUGAUUGUGGCACCGAAUCUUUUCACGUUAAGGGGAAAGAAGGCCAAGCAGGAGGAGAUGCAGGGGGCAGCCAGGGCAGCUCACCUCGUUCGCCUUCUUAUCAUCCACCAAGACCUUCUUUGGACGGUGCCCUGUUUCUUCAUCUCUCACGUGCGGAAAAUGAACGAGGCUUCCAUGAGCAAAAAGACUCCCAGCUCCGAGAAGACAAAGAGGAAACUACUGAGGAGACGCAACCUUGACAGAGACAAAGAAAGGAGUGAGGUGACUGAUCUUCGUGAUGGGGUCAUCAGAGUGCAGGCACCACUACAUGCUAAAAUCUCCAUGGCAAUCCAGCUGGACACUAAGACGAAGGCUCGGGACGUGAUGGCAAGAUUUGAUAUCGAGAAUGGGCAAGCGUCUCGAAACAGCAGCAGAAAACAGAAGCAUUAUUUGUUUGAGGUUGGAGGGAAUAUAGGGGAGCGAUGCCUUGACCCGGACACUCAAUUGCUAGAGGUGUACCGUGUCAACCCUCACUGUGAAUGGGUCCUGAAGUCCAGAACAACCUGAAAAUAUUUAGGCCUCUGCACGAGAUAAGAAUGUGGACGCUACAGCUGGAUCUCCUUUUCACACAUCACUGAAAUGAGGGUCAUGAAACCAGGAGAUCGGAGAAACGUCUCUUUUCCAACACACUUAAACACAAGCUUUGAACAAUGGAGCUGAAACAACCUUUUCCGGCCACUUUUCAGAUAUUUCGAAGGAUUUCGCUUUAUACUUAAAGUGGAAAGCUGAAUUUGAGACAGGUGCUCUCUUGAAAGAGGACUUUCCUUGUUCCUUGCGUCAAACAGGAACAAUGCAAUGCUGGCCAUUGAGAUUUGUUUGAUACCAGAAACGUGGGCUUUUUUUUUAUUAUUGAUUUAAGGCCACUGUUGAAGCACGUUUUCCGAAUGCCUACAAGGCCUCAAGUGUAAAAACAAAGAGGAAAAAAAAAAGCAUGUACAUAUAAUAUUUAUACCACUAAUUUAUCCAGGUAUCACUUUUACCAUGUAAACAAUAGCCGAAUUUUGUAUUACUUGCAUACACUGACUGCAUGCUUGCAAUUAAGCCAUGUGAACUUUAUAAACUUUAUGAUUAGGUACAAUACGCAUACUGAUCAUACAGUCAUUAUUAUUAUUAUUAUUAUUAUUAUUAUUUUACCAAGUGUAAAUGCCAAUUCACAAUGUGCUGAUGUGGAUUCAGUAGCUGUGCUGCAUGAAACCCUAACAGGCUUUAGUGACUAGGCUGUGUUUUUUUUAAGCACUACGCUAUGAAAACUUGUUGCACAGUAACCUGCGGACUGUGAAUUUACAAUGCAAACGAGACUCUCGACUGUUCGGCACCAAAAGUGACGUGGAUGCGGUCAGACAGGCUCGUGGUGGAGCAUUGGGUGUCUGUGCUGGAGCAGAGGAUUGUCUCAACGAGCUGAUAAGGACUGGUUUUACAUUACGCUCUGGGCCGAGCUUCAACUUUACUCUCUAAUCCCAAAGCCUGUUUAGAGUUCGGCCCAAAAUCCGGCUCAACCUGCAUCCAGUAGGCCGGUCGUACAUCUCGCCAACACCACUGUUACUCUUAACACUAAGUAUUGUAAGCAAAAAUGAAACUCCUCAUUACUCUAGUAAUUGGUUCUGUUUUUGUACUUUUUUUUGCUAAACUGUAAUGUAAUUGACUGUGUUAUAUUUUUAUUUUGUUUUUGUAUUAACAUGAUUUGACACCGCCAA
Silurus meridionalis is the source of this 3376-nucleotide messenger RNA. It is a transcript of the gene arhgap28, whose product is annotated as Rho GTPase activating protein 28. Lineage: Eukaryota; Metazoa; Chordata; Actinopteri; Siluriformes; Siluridae. Bases 366 to 2189 code for a protein of 607 amino acids. The transcript is spliced from 15 exons. Gene Ontology annotation, molecular function: GTPase activator activity. The record is from RefSeq and is a predicted model, not a curated record. Gene Ontology annotation, cellular component: cytoplasm. Gene Ontology annotation, biological process: negative regulation of stress fiber assembly; regulation of small GTPase mediated signal transduction; signal transduction.